Pelmatolapia mariae (spotted tilapia) is the source of this 3181-nucleotide messenger RNA. RefSeq names its product zinc finger and SCAN domain-containing protein 31-like. Lineage: Eukaryota; Metazoa; Chordata; Actinopteri; Cichliformes; Cichlidae. The record is from RefSeq and is a predicted model, not a curated record. The coding region runs from base 80 to 1372 and encodes 430 amino acids. The transcript has 3 exons. Gene Ontology annotation, molecular function: RNA polymerase II cis-regulatory region sequence-specific DNA binding; DNA-binding transcription factor activity, RNA polymerase II-specific. Gene Ontology annotation, biological process: regulation of transcription by RNA polymerase II.
GCCAUUACCGCUACUGACCCGCGUGUGUUGUUGUGUGAGCUGAGUGUGUGAGCUGAGUGUGUGAGCUGUGGCAGUAACAAUGCCUUCAGUUCAGUCUCUGAGAGAGUUUAUCAACGAGCGACUAACUGCUGCUGCUGAACAAAUAUUCUUGGAGUUUGAAAAAACGAUCGUCCAGUACGAGGAAGAGAUCGACCGUCAGCGCAGACUGCUGGAUAUCACCUGGAAACCCCAAAUCAAGCUGCACAGGACAGACGUCCCACAGCAGCAGGUCUGUGAGGAGGAGGAGGAGGUUCUCCCUGAGCAGCAGCUCUGGAACCAGGAGAGGAGCUCCAGUGUGGAGCAGGAGGAACCAGAACCUCCACAGAUUAAAGAGGAACAGGAGGAACUGUGCAGCAGUCAGGAGGGAGAGCAGCUGGGACUGAAGGAGGAGCCUGAAGUUCAUCAUGAUCCUGUGCAGUACGAGGAAGAGAUGGAGCGUCAGCGCAGACUGCUGGAUAUCACCUGGAAACCCCAAAUACAGCUGCACAGGACAGACAUCCCACAGCAGCAGGUCUGUAAGGAGGAGAAUGAGGUUCUCCCUGAGCAGCAGCUCUGGAACCAGGAGAGGAGCUCCAGUGUGGACCAGGAGGAACCAGAAUCUCCACAGAUUAAAGAGGAAGAGGAGGAACUGUGCAGCAGUCAGGAGGGAGAGCAGCUGGGACUGAAGGAGGAGACUGAUACCUUUAUGGUGACUGCUGCUGAGGAAGGAGACCACAGUGAACCAGAAGCAGGCAGGGAGCAGCUCCUUGCUCACAGCUCUGCUGUAGCUGACAGUCAAGAUCUGGGAGGAAACAAGAACGCAGAUUCAAGGUCAAGUAGAGAAAGACACAAAAGUCACAACAAUGCAGAAAAUCCCACUAUGUCAGAGAGUCAGUGUAACUUUGAUAAAAGUAGUACGCCUGUAAAAUGUGAUGUUUGUGGAAAAGCCUUUAAGUUUAAUUAUCUAAUGAAGAGUCAUUAUUCAAUCCACACAGGUGAGAGACCGUUUGCUUGUACAGUGUGUGGAAAAAUGUUCAGAUGCAGUAGCUUUUUGAAGAAGCACCUAAGCACGCACUCCGAUGUGAAGCCAUAUACUUGUAAAACAUGUGGGAAAAGGUUUGGAAAUAAUCGUAAUUUAGUGACGCACACAAGAACUCACACAGGUGUGAAACCAUAUCAAUGCAAAACGUGUGGGAAAUGGUUCAGAAUGCACUCUCAUUUAACAGAUCACAUAAGAAUUCACACAGGUGAGAAACCAUAUCUUUGUGAAACAUGUGGGGAAGCUUUCAGACAUCGUAAUACUUUAUGGGCACAUGUAAACAAGUCACACAAGGGAGAAGCCAUGUUGUUGUAAAAGUCAGAAGUUUACAUCACACACGUUCUUUUUUUACCUGGCUACAUCACCAUGGUAACUUGUGACGGGAGAAGAGAGAUGGACUGGUGCUGCGGCUCAUCGUUUUAGAAAGUCUCCGUUUUCACUGUUUUUCCGUUUUUUCUUGAGUCAGUUAACAUAAAGAAAGUCUGGCAAUAUUGAAGUUCAUUCGUACCCUUAAGAUCUGAAAUCUUCUUCCAAAGUCUGAUGAACUAAGCCACAGGAAGCUGGACUGCUGUACAGCAUUGUGCUCACAGAUCCAAGCAUCAUUCAUCCAUGUAAACUCUGACAUGCAUCACUAUGAACCACAUAAAAAUGUUCACUCUGCUCAUUAUCCAGAUGUGUUUGAGGAGGGAGCAACAAAAAUAAAUGUAAACAGCACAGAGCGUUCUGAGGUCUGUAGUGUUUGUUCAGAGAAAGUUUGAUUUAUUGUUUUGAAGUGAAAAAGUGAGAGAGUAUUCCUACAUAACUGAAUUAUGUAGGAAUUCAGUUCCAGAUACAAUUCCAGUGUAUCUGGAACUGCUUUAGACUGGUUCUCCUCUUAUCUCCAUCACCGAUCCUUUUCUGUGGCAGUUUCCAAUUUUAGGUCAUCCUCUACCUCCCCUGCUUAUGGUGUCCCUCAAGGGUCAGUUUUGGGGCCUUUAUUGUUUUUAAUCUAUCUUCUCCCCCUCCAGCAUAUAAUGGGCUCUUUUGAGGAUAUUUCUUAUCAUUGUUAUGCUGAUGAUAUUCAGUUGUACGUUUCUUUUAUGCCUGAGGAUUUGUCUAAGCUUCAGCGGCUGAAUGAUUGCUUAGAUUCGAUCAAACGUUGGAUGGCUGCAAAUUUCCUCCAACUCAACGAGGGCAAAACCGAAGUCCUCGUAUGCGCCCCUGAUAGAUUUCUACCCCAGAUAGUGAAAGCCCUUGGUUCUCUCUCACUCUAUGUUAAAUCCUCUAUCAGGAAUCUAGGUGUCACCUUUGACUCGAGUCUCACAUUGGAUGGGCAUGUCAAUUCUCUGGUUCGGUCUUGUUUUUAUCAUUUAAGAAAUGUGGCUAGGCUAAGCCCGAUUUUAUCUCGCUCUGAACUGGAGAUUGCUAUACAUGCAUUUAUUUCGUCACGGUUGGAUUAUUGUAAUUCGCUGUUUAUGUGUCUUAGCAAAGGUUCUCUGGAUCGUCUGCAGGUUGUGCAAAACGCUGCAGCGAGGCUUUUGACAAAAUCCUCCAAGUACUCGCAUGUGACACCAUUGUUAUCUCAGUUACACUGGCUUCCUGUUAAAUUUAGAGUUGAUUUUAAGAUCCUGGUCUUGACCUACAGAGCUGUGCACGGACUGGCACCUGCCUACAUCUUUGAUCUGCUACAGCCCUAUGUCCCUAGCAGGUCUUUGAGGUCAUCUGAUCUGGGCUUACUUGCUAUAAAAAAUACUAAGAGGAGGACUAAGGGUGACAGAGCUUUUGCCAAUGUGGCCCUGAGACUGUGGAACUCUCUCCCCCAAGCAUUAAGAACUGUGGACUCAGUAGCUGUUUUUAAAAAACAACUCAAAACUUACCUUUUUAAAACUGCUUUUGGUUAAUUAUUUGCCUGUUUUAUUUUCUCUUUUUAAAUCUUUUUAUGACUUUUAAUCUUAUGUGCAGCACUUUGUGAUUCUGUCUUGAAAGGUGCUAUAUAAAUAAAAUUUUAUUUAUUUAUUUAUUUAUUUAUUUAUUAAAGAGAUGUGUUCAUGUGAGACAGAGUUCAUGAUAAAUUAAUUUGAAGUAAUUAAAUCAUAUUUAUGUCCAUAAAAUAUUCAUAUCUGACUGAACCUUCAUGUGUGAUUG